CUGAGCCUUCCAGAGAGCCUGAACCUGCACCGAGACCCACAGCGCCCCAGCAAGCCAGGAGAGCUACCCAUGUUCAGCCAGUCGGAGCUGAGGACUAUCGAGCAGUCCCUGCUGGCCACACGGGUGGGCAGCAUCGCUGAGCUCAGUGAUCUUGUGUCCCGGGCGAUGCACCAUCUACAGCCCCUCAAUGUGAAACACCAUGGCAAUGGUACUCCCCUGCACCACAAGCAGGGGGCGCUCUACUGGGAGCCGGAAGCCCUGUACACUCUCUGCUACUUCAUGCACUGCCCGCAAAUGGAGUGGGAAAAUCCCAACGUAGAACCUUCCAAGGUCAACCUCCAGGUGGAAAGGCCCUUCCUCGUGCUGCCCCCUCUGAUGGAGUGGAUCCGAGUGGCCGUGGCGCACGCCGGCCACCGCCGCAGCUUUUCUAUGGACAGCGACGAUGUCCGCCAAGCCGCCAGGCUUCUGCUGCCCGGAGUGGACUGCGAGCCGCGCCAGCUCAAGGCGGACGACUGCUUUUGCGCUUCUCGGAAGCUGGACGCAGUGGCCAUCGAAGCCAAGUUCAAGCAGGACUUGGGCUUCCGGAUGCUGAACUGUGGACGGACCGACCUGGUGAAGCAGGCAGUGUCUUUGCUGGGGCCGGAUGGAAUCAACACCAUGAGCGAACAGGGCAUGACCCCCUUGAUGUAUGCCUGCGUCCGUGGGGACGAGGCGAUGGUGCAGAUGCUGCUGGAUGCCGGAGCUGACCUGAAUGUGGAGGUUGUCAGUUCUCCUCAUAAAUAUCCAUCCGUCCACCCCGAGACCCGCCAUUGGACGGCUCUGACUUUUGCUGUGUUACAUGGACAUAUUCCUGUAGUUCAGCUCCUCCUGGACGCUGGGGCCAAGGUGGAAGGCUCGGUGGAACAUGGCGAGGAGAACUAUUCAGAAACUCCUCUCCAACUCGCAGCGGCUGUUGGAAAUUUUGAGCUGGUUAGCUUGCUGUUGGAGCGUGGUGCGGAUCCCCUGAUAGGAACCAUGUACAGGAAUGGAAUUUCCACAACCCCCCAGGGUGAUAUGAACUCUUUCAGCCAGGCCGCAGCCCAUGGACACAGGAAUGUGUUCCGCAAACUCCUCGCUCAGCCAGAGAAGGAGAAGAGUGAUAUCCUGUCCCUGGAGGAGAUUCUGGCUGAGGGGACUGACCUGGCAGAAACAGCCCCGCCCCCCUUGUGUGCCAGCCGCAACAGCAAGGCCAAACUGAGGGCCCUGAGGGAGGCCAUGUAUCACAGCGCUGAGCACGGCUACGUGGAUGUCACAAUUGAUAUCAGGAGUAUAGGUGUCCCCUGGACUCUGCACACGUGGCUGGAGUCACUCCGGAUUGCUUUCCAGCAGCACCGCAGGCCCCUCAUCCAGUGUUUGCUCAAGGAGUUCAAGACUAUUCAAGAAGAGGAGUACACAGAGGAGCUCGUCACCCAAGGCCUGCCCCUGAUGUUCGAGAUCUUAAAAGCAAGCAAGAAUGAAGUGAUCAGCCAGCAGCUGUGCGUCAUCUUCACACACUGUUAUGGUCCCUACCCCAUUCCCAAGCUCACGGAGAUCAAGAGGAAGCAGACGUCACGCCUGGACCCUCAUUUUCUGAACAAUAAAGAGAUGUCUGACGUGACCUUUCUGGUAGAGGGAAGGCCUUUCUACGCUCACAAAGUGCUGUUGUUUACAGCCUCUCCCAGGUUCAAGGCCCUCCUCUCCAGCAAGCCAACAAACGACAGCACCUGCGUGGAGAUUGGCUACGUGAAGUACCCCAUUUUCCAGCUGGUCAUGCAGUAUCUCUACUACGGUGGCCCAGAGUCACUUCUCAUUAAAAACAAUGAGAUCAUGGAGCUUCUGUCUGCCGCUAAGUUUUUCCAGCUGGAGGCUCUGCAGCGACACUGUGAGAUUAUCUGUGCAAAAAGCGUCAAUACUGACAACUGUGUGGAUAUCUACAGCCAUGCCAAGUUCCUUGGGGUGACGGAGCUCUCAGCCUACUGUGAAGGCUACUUCCUUAAAAAUAUGAUGGUCCUCAUUGAAAACGAAGCAUUCAAGCAGCUCCUGUAUGACAAAAAUGGCGAAGGGACCGGCCAGGAUGUGCUUCAGGACUUACAGAGGACGUUGGCCAUUAGGAUUCAGUCCAUCCACCUGUCGUCUUCCAAGGGUUCUGUGGUAUGAAACCGCCCCAUGUGGCAACGCUUCCCAGGAGCAAGGUUUCUGGUUCCCUCCCGCAUUGGCACCACAAAAACAUACAAAUUGUUCCUGGUGUCUGUCUGUACUGGGCCAAGGAGCUGCCUCCACUGCCUCAGCUACUCUCAGGUCAGUGAACUUGGCUUCCGUGUGCCCCUGAGUGAAGAACCUUCCACGAGUCUGCAGGUGAGAUUGUAGCAGAGGCCAGAACCCGCAGGCCAACUCAGCAGCCAAGCCACCUCCAGUGCCCAGGAGCCAUGGACACCUGCUGCCGAGGACCAUGAUCGAACAGAUGGACCAAGGCUUAAAGAUCCCUCUGCUUCCUGGUUGACUGAUGAAAAACUGAAAGUAUGACCUUGAAAAGCAUCAUGUCACACACGAAUGACCUUGGAGGCUGUACUUGUUCAUGCAUCAGCCGUGGUGGCUAGUUGUUGAUGCUGUUGCCCGGCAUGAGGAAAUCACAUGGCCAGUUUUUAGGGGUGGGAACUUUUUAAAAAUGUUCAUGUAUAGCAAACACAGAGCGGUCUCGUAGUUUCGAAUAUAUUUCUAAAAGCUUAACAGUUCAUUUUCAACCGAAUUGUGUUUAGGGAAUCUGUGUUUGGGGUUCUUUUCAUUUUGUAGACAGUGAGUUGCAGGUCCAUGCCGUGUAAACUUGCAUCCGACAAAUUCCUGCUGAUACUAUACAAGGUCACAUAUUCCUGCCUUAGUGAUUUGAUCAUGGUUCCACAAAAGAGGUGCACUGCCAGUUAUCUCUGAUUAUCUCGAAUCCAGUAGUUGACAAUAACCUGCAUGCUGAUCGUGGUUGUGGGGUGGGACUAGGGCACCCCCACAUAACAGAACAUGCAUUUGCAUGGACCAAACCUGUACAACAUCAUGUCUGUGCUUGGGUUUCUUUUGCCAAAGUAAGAUAUGUUCUCUCGCUUCUGCUAAAAGCCCAUUUGGUGAAACAAACAUAUCUGUUUCUUUUCCUGAUCAUGAAUGGCUCUGGGGAUAGUUUUUCAGAAACAUGUUCAUUUCUGAUACCGAAGGGGGGGGUGGGGGAGCACGUCAGAGAAUCUACUAUUAAUCUCAGAGCUUUAUCUGUAUUCUCAGAAGAUGUUCAUAGUUUGUUACUAGCCAAAGAGUAUGACUAUGUUAGAUUAUUUUUAAAGAGGAAAAGUGUAAGAUAGGUCUGACACUUUCUGGAUCCUGAGAGUGUGCAGGCUACAAUUAUCUAUGAUGAAAGUUUAUAUUGACAGGGUUAUGUUUACUCUGCCAUAUAAUAUAUAUACAUAUAUGUAUAUAUAUGCAAAACAUUGGUAAAGUGCCACAAUACUCCAAAUAAUUCUUGAGUUGCGGCCUUUUUUUUUUCCUCCUUUUUUAUUUUUAAUCCUAGAUACAUUAAGGUAAAAGCUAGGAGAAUGGCUUUUGUCUUUUGGGAUGGCCAAGUUUUGUUGAUAAACCCAUUUCCUAGCAUGAUUUUUGGGAAGUUGCGCCAAACCCUAGAGUCUAAAGGAACUUGUAUCCUUCGCCUGUUGUCCUACUUCCUCAACACCUGUCAAGGACCCUUGUCAAGUCUUGUUUCACGGGUGUGGUGUGCAAGGUACCCAGCUCGAGUCUGUCUGGGGCAUCAACUCCUUUGUGAUGCAAGUCCCUGGGGCCUCUCUCCUCCAUGUAGUCAUCCAUGAGCCGACCCAGCCCUACCAUCAAGUGAGGAUGUGAACAGCUGCUUGAGGUGACAACCAAGUCACAGACACACAAGGGUGACCCACUGUUGCUUGCCUUCAGGGAUACUGCUCUCUAACCUAGCUGGUUCUCUGUGGAUGUCUCACCGUCUCUGGACCUCCAGGUGUUGAUCUGUACAUUGGUAACUCCCGCCUAGACUUCUGUUCAGUUUGGUGUGCUUUCUCUGCCAUUAAAAAAAAAUUAUUUCCCAC
Molecule: messenger RNA, 4103 nt
Organism: Rattus rattus (black rat)
Lineage: Eukaryota; Metazoa; Chordata; Mammalia; Rodentia; Muridae
Gene: Abtb3
Product: BTB domain containing 11
Exons: 16
Coding region: 70-2175 (701 amino acids)
Molecular function (GO): protein binding
Source: RefSeq, a predicted model, not a curated record